AUGUUUAAAAGAUGGUUGCUGGCCCUGCUGUCCCGGGUGGGCUCGGUGUUCGCGGGCCUCUGUUGCUGCGCGGCUCUGCUCUACCUGCUGGCCUGCAGACCCGCGUCCAGAAGCGCCCAGCGAGACCCACUGUGGUCGUCGGGCACCACCAGCAAGGAAGGCUACAUGGCGCUGCUCCAGGAGAGGGAGGACUCCCACAAGCAUUACAUUGACAGCCUGGGCAAGCAGAUCGCGCAGCUCCAGGAGGCUCUCCAGGAGAGGACGCUGCAGCUGCAGGAGUCGCUGGACAAAGCCAAAACCAAAGGGAUUCUGCCUCUGGGCCUGGAGAGUCUGCACAAAAACCCCACGCAGUCUGACCUAAAGGAGUUCUUCCGCUCACAGCUGAACCAUGCAGAGGUCAAUGCGGGCGUGACACUACCCAACGAAUACGUCUUGAUCCCGUUUGACACUUUUACACUGCGGAGGGUGUACCAGGUGGAGACGGGCCUGAGCAAGCACCCUGAGGAGAGGCCUGUGAGGAAGGACCGCAGGGAUGAGCUGAUAGGCAGUGUGGAGACAGCACUACAUGUUCUAAAUGGACCUCAGCAACACCUGGACACCAGCAGGAGGAAACACACCUUUUCUCCGUCAGACUUCAUUGAGGGGCUGACCCGCACCGAGCGAGAUAGGGGCACCGUGUACGAGUUGAUAUUCAAAGGUGACGGGCCGCGGGACUACGCCAAGAUGGUGCUCUUCAGGCCUUUCGGCCCCGUGGUGAAGGUGAAGAGCGAGCGGGUGGACACGCGCAGCAUGCUUGUCAACAUCAUCGUACCGCUUUCCAAGAGGGCAGACACCUUCCGUCAAUUUGUCCGCAACUUCAGAGAAGUGUGCAUCCAGCAGGACGGCAGGGUCCAUCUCACUGUUAUCUACUUUGGACGUGAGCAGAUUGAUCAGGUGAAAGCCGCAUUGGAUCAGACAACCAGGGAGACUCGCUUCAGGAGCUUCACGCUGAUCCAGCUCAAUGAGGAGUUCUCCCGUGGGCGGGGCUUAGAAGUGGGCGCCAGGGCCUGGAGGCGAAGUCACAACGUCCUGAUGUUUUUCUGCGACGUCGACAUCCACUUCACGGCAGACUUCUUGACUUCCUGUCGCCUCAAUGCGGAGCCUGGUAAAAAGGUGUAUUACCCAAUCCUCUUCAGCCAGUACAAUCCAUCUAUCAUCUACAGUAAUUACACUCAUCAACCAUCUAUGCAGCAACAACUGGUGAUAAGACGCAACACAGGCUUCUGGAGAGAUUUUGGUUUUGGGAUGACAUGCCAGUACCGGUCAGACUUCCUCAACAUCGGUGGUUUUGACCGCAGCAUUAAAGGCUGGGGGCUGGAGGACGUGCACCUGUAUAGGAAGUACCUGCACAGCAAGCUGAUGGUGGUGCGAGCUCCGUCGCGCGGCCUCUUCCACUUGUGGCACGAGAAGACGUGCGCCGACGAGCUGCCGCCGGACAAGUACCAGAUGUGCAUGCGGACCAAGGCCAUGAGCGAGGCCUCGCACGGGCAGCUGGGGGAGUUGCUCUUUAAAGCGGACAUCCAGGCGCACCUCGACAGGAGCAGAAGAAGUUCAUGACGUGUUGUGGCGAUGGAGGCUAACAGACACUGACUGCAUAAUUGUGUACUGACAAUAAAGGAGAGUUAUUGAAAGCAUUUUAACUCGUGGAGGCAGCAGUUGACUGUGUGUAUGUGGCACAUGGACAUGUGACAAAUACCACCCACUGCAACUGCACUGCAGACAUUGUGCUGCUCCUUCUGGUUUGUGGACUUUGGCCACCUAGGGGCAGUAUAAUACAAACAUACAGCUACAUGGAGCCAGUUGCAGUAGCAUUGGCCAUGUUUUGGAGAGGAUAAAGAAUAUAUCCCUCUGAGUAUUGUUAUAUUUUCCGUCAACAUGUGUUGCUCCACUGUUUGUGUUCAACAAGCGCUGAAAGGGUUAUGACAACGCAACACUGAUGCUAUUCAUUAGCCCAUCUGGCGUUUUGCUUUGCUUGUUAGCAUUAAGCUAAAUGAACAUGGUAGCUGAAGCUAUUUAACGUUUAGCGUUUUAAAUAUACACUGUGUAAUUCUCUUUGUUUUAUGAUUCGUUUGACAGUACA
This is a messenger RNA of Phycodurus eques (leafy seadragon), 2119 nucleotides long. Its product is annotated as chondroitin sulfate N-acetylgalactosaminyltransferase 1-like. The transcript has 9 exons. The record is from RefSeq and is a predicted model, not a curated record. Gene Ontology annotation, molecular function: glucuronosyl-N-acetylgalactosaminyl-proteoglycan 4-beta-N-acetylgalactosaminyltransferase activity. Gene Ontology annotation, cellular component: Golgi cisterna membrane. Bases 1 to 1596 code for a protein of 531 amino acids. Lineage: Eukaryota; Metazoa; Chordata; Actinopteri; Syngnathiformes; Syngnathidae.